AUGACAACAGCUCCCAAGAUCCAUGAGAUCUUUGUCGAGGAUGAGGAAGGAGCCUUGGGGCAUAUGCCCUUUGAAGUGGCACAUGCACUCUUGCGCUUGGGUUGGCAUGAGUCUUGGUUUGCAGCCCUGGCGGCCCUUCCAGAAGGCCAUGAGGAACGCCGAGAAAGCCACCAAAGCUUGGCUAAGGAGGCGCGAGAAACUUGGAAUGUCCUGGCCAUGCCCUGGGCUAGUGGGCCCCGAGGUGGCCAACGUGGUCGAGACGUGGUGGAGAAUGUGAGAAGCUUGACACGCGCGGCCGCCAAGCAUUGCGCUGCCAUGCGCAUCUACAAGGAGAAGGAUGGGAAAAGCACUGUGGAGCUUCAGAAGCCAGCAGAAGAGCCUUAUAAGGAGUUUGAGUCAGCUCGGAGCACUCUAAGUAACUUGCAUGGCACACUGGCCCAUGUGUUGGUUGAGCGCAUUGUGGAGGUGGUGUGGGCUGCCGGCUGGCAUGCAGCCAACACAGUUGCAAACAUUGAUGAUUCCAAUGAAGAAGGGGAGGAAGAGGAGGAGCAUGAGGAAGAAGAGGAAGAAGGCGAGGAUGGAGAUGAUGAAGAGGAAGAUGAGGAAGACGAGGAAGAUCGCUUUGGUGAAGAUUAUCCAGGUUCUUCGGAUGACCCUGUGGAGGACAUGCGACAUCUGCUGGAGGCUUUUCACAACCUCUUUCACUCUGAUGAGCCAUGUCGGGGUGUUCGUUGCUCCUUAGCUUCCGAGUCCGAAGGUGUCCCUGCCCUUGAGACGAUCUCCCGCGUUCCAGGGACCUGGGGCGAUGCUGGCUUGAACUCAGUUCGACUAGUCCUUCCAGACUGGUCUGGCUGUAGCGAUGCCGUCGACAGCACCGCGGGCGACUUCCUGCUCAAAGCAGAAGCUCUGAAUCUGCGAGUCAUUCUGGAACUGCCGGCAGUUCCAGGAAAGGCCUAUGAAGAUUGGCUCCGUGCUUUAUCACGGUCUGUGCAUCCCAUGAAGUGCGUGAGGGGUGUAGCUUUGCCCCGAAUCCAAGAUGCCUUCCGUGCGGCUGGUUUGGUGAGUGCCCUGCGGCAAGGUGGGCUCACACAGGACCGGUGUGCCUGCUUCCUGCAGCUGCCUGCGGGAAAGAUUGAGGAGUGUCAAGAGAAGUUGUAUAAGAGUGAUUUGGACACGGAAGCGGCCCAGCUCCCCUUGUGGAUUUCCGAUGGCCACGUCCUGAUGGAGGCUCCAGCACAUGUACAACUUCCGGACAAGCCAGAGUCGCCGCAAGUGAUUCUGGAUGCGGCUUCGGCACUGUCUGAAGAGCACAAACAUUUGGACCUCGUCAGCAGCUGGAGCUUGACGAUUCCAAGUCCGCUGCCGAAGCUCCCUCCAGGUGCCAAAGAAAUUGAGCUCAUCCAGGAGUUCGCGCAACGAAUGGUGGCAUCCAUGGAGGUGGCUGCACGUGGCUGGUUCUUUGAUUCAUGGAAUGCCAAGGGCGAGCAAUCCUUACAAGCUUGCUUGGAAAGGGGUUGGAUCAAUUUGGCCGCCACGGAACAGAUCAUGUACCCCCACGGCAGUCACACCACAAGCUUGGUCUACUUACAUGGAUUUACCUGUUCAGGUUAUGACUACUUGAAAGAGCCGUACUUCGUUUAUCGACCGAAGCCCAAGAAAAAGAAGAAGGCAAAGAGCAAGGAGGAGGAUGAGGAGGAUGAGAUGGAGCCAUUCCCUGGUUUGAAGGUGGUGUAUCCGACUGCUCCAAAGAGAGCUAUUACAUGUUACCAGGGGGAAAUCCUACAUGCCUGGCAUGAUUACAUCACUGACCACGAGGGCGACCUCGAGGACGAGCUGUCCUUGGAAGAUCUUCAAGAGACAACAGCUCGAAUACACGCCUUGCUCGAUGCUGAAGCCGCCUUGGUGGGUGGAAAGAACGUCUUUCUGGGCGGAGCUUCUCAAGGCUGUGGAACUGCCCUGCACAUCGCUUUGACCUAUAAGGGCGACUUGGGCGGCGUGAUCGGCACAAUGGGCCAUUUGUUGACCUGUACACCAAUCACACCUGAGUGGCUUGCAAAGAAGAUCCCAAUUUUCGUGUACAACGGACUGGAUGACACCACCAUGAAGUGGGAAGAGUGGGUGAAGGCGACUUGGCAGCGGCUGCAAGAUGCCAAAGCAGACAUCCGCAUCGUGUUGGACGAAGGCGUGGAUCAUGGGGAGAACGAGGAAGCUUGGAUGAGGAGCUUCCUAACUGACGUGAUGAAGACGGCUGCACCGAUCUCAGUGAUUGGAAUAAAGCUUGUCAGCUUGCUGCAUUACAUCGGCACGGAGAUUGUGAAAGUUCGAGAUCGACAAGAGCGGUUAGGCGUUCUUCAACAUCUCAUCGAACAGGAGAUCAACCGCUAUUUGAAGGACGAUACCCCUGUCCCGGCUCAGAUGAUGGCGCCCCACGGCGCCUCCAAGAAGCGAAGCGACUCGGUGGCGUCGAUCCUUCGAGUGAACCGGAACGAGGCGCGAGUCUUGUCUUCCAAAGCUCGGGCACCCUACAUGGUGCUCAUGGAGGUGGAAGAUAAGGUGCCUGAAGACAGUCCGGUGAGACAAGGGCUGCUUCGUCGCCUUUGCGCCAGUCGGAGGUCGCCCGUCCAAGCCACCCACCACUUUUCUGCAGUCCCACCGAAGUUCUGGCCACCGGAAGACUCGCCGCCCUCGUGCGCACGGAGCCUGGGCCGAGGGGAACCGCGGCCGAAAGGCGCCUUUCACGAUGAGACCUGGCCCGAGGUGGUUCAGCGCGUCCGUGCACAGAGCGAGUUCGGCAGACGACCGAACUGGAGCAUGAUCCCCAUGAUUGUGAAAAGCAAUGCGGAUGACGUGAGACAAGAGGAAUUGGCCUUUCGGCUUCUCAAAUGGUUUGAGAGAGUCUUCAAGAGGCACAAUCCCAAACUUUGGCUCCAACCGUUUCUCAUCAUUGCCACAACUCACGAUGGCGGAGUGCUCGAGGUGGUGACAAAUGCCAUCAGCAUCAGCGACCUCAAGAAGACCUAUGGCUCUAAGUGGGUGUCACUGAGGAGGUACUUCGAGGAUUCCUUCACGGGCGACGACCAGCCUCACGGCUUUGGUCGGGAAAAAUCGGUGUCUUUCCGCACCGCCAAACUGAACUUCAUCUACUCCAUGGCUGCGUACUCCGUGGUGUGCUAUGUCCUUGCGAUUCGGGAUAGGCACAAUGGCAACAUCAUGUUAAACGACGAAGGUCACGUUUUGCAUGUAGACUUUGGCUUUAUGCUUUGUGGUGCCCCGGGUGGCAAGGCGAUGCAACACAUCGGUGGCUUUGAGCACUCCGCGGGCUUCAAGCUCACCAAUGAGCUGGUGGAGGUGCUGGGCCCCACCGAUGGGAGUGAGUUCCAGGUCUUCCGCUCUGCCAUCCUUGAUGGUAUGAGGGCUGUUCGAUCACAUGCUCAGGAGCUCUUGGGCUUGGUGCAGCUGAGCAUGCUUGGAUCUGAAAACAGUCAAAUGAACUGCUUCUGCCAUCCACGCGGAUAUCCUGAGGCGGUCUUGGAGGAUAUUUGCGACCGCCUGGGACUGCCAGGAGGCGUUCGGAACGGCGGUGACCGAAAGAUCUCCGAUGAGGAGUUUCGGCAAUCGAUCAACAAGAUGAUCGAUGACUCCAUUGAUCACUGGCGCUCUAGAUUGUACGACACAUACCAGUACCACUUCGUGGGGGUUCAUUGA
Messenger RNA from Durusdinium trenchii, 3705 nucleotides. Lineage: Eukaryota; Dinophyceae; Suessiales; Symbiodiniaceae. The record is from the annotation of a GenBank genome assembly.